AUGUUAACAUUAUACUUUUUUGCAGUAGGUUGUAAUUUAUUUGUAAACCAGGAAUUUGCAAAUUUUUUAAACGAGAAGCUUGACAUUAAAGAUGCUCUAUUGAAAAACAUCACCGAUGAAAAAAUAUCAAAGGAAAGCAUCAAUACUACAGAAUCUUCUAAAAAACCAAAUUCUGUUAAACUUGCAUCAGAAGAAGGUUCACAGGUUGAAAAAUCAGAAAAUAAGGAAAGUAAAGAAGAAUCAAAAGAAAAAAGCGAAGGAGGUCAGAAAAAUGAGGAAAGUGACAUUAAAACUGAAAAUGUUUUAAUACAACCUAUGCAAGUCAAAGGUAGAGAAGCUGUUCUUGUUAAAUCAGAAGACGGUGAGGGGAAACCACAUAUUAUAGUUUUAGCAGAUCAAGAGCUUAUGAAAAAUGAAGAAGAAUUAAAAAAAUUACCUGCUGCUAUUGGAGGCCAUGAAGGCGAAAAUAUUGGUAAAGAAGAAACGAAGGAAGGAGGUUCACAACAAAAAUCUAGUGAGCAACAAAAAGGAGGUUCACAACAAAAAUCUAGUGAGCAACAAAAAGGUGUUGAACAACAACAGCCUGGUGCACAACAAAAAGGUGGUACACAGCAAAAAGGGGAUGCACAACAAAAAGGUGGUGCGCAACAAAAAGGUGGUGCACAACAAAAAGGUGAUGCACAACAAAAAGGUGGUGCGCAACAAAAAGGUGGUGCGCAACAAAAAGGUGGUGCCAAGCAAUCUGCACCUGCAGAAAGUAAGGGAUCUCCUUUAACUAGUUCACCCAAAGAAAACAGCGACACAGAUAAAUCAAUAGUAAAAGAUCGAUUGGAAAAAAUUAAAAAUAAUAUAAAGACACAAGAAGGUCCUUGGGUUACCGUCAUAGUAGAUAAUGAGCCCAAAAAAGUAAAAGUAAACGUAAAAACUUUUACAAUUCUUGAAUCUAUUUCUCCUAAGGCUGUAACACAAGAAGAUUCGAAAGCAAUUACUGAUAAAGACCUUCCUUCAAUAUUAAAAAUCGACAAAAAAGAUGAAGUAAAAACGAAAAAAGACGAAACUAAAGAAAAAAAGGACAAAAGCAAAGAUGAUGUUAAAAAGAGUGCAGAAAAAAAAGAAAAAGAAAUAAAGAAAGAAGCUGAUGAAAAAAAAGAGAAGGCAAAGAACGACGAUAUAAAAAAUGAGGCAGAAAAAGAGUUGCAGAAAGUUGUUAAAGAUUUUAAGAAAAAAGAAGAAACCAUAAAAAAAGACUCUGAAAGCAAAAAAGAAGAUAUAAAAAAAGAAACAGAAAAAAUCAAAAGUAAAAAUGAGAAAGAAAAAGAAGGGGAGAAGAAGAAAAAAGAAAUUGAUAAAGAAGCCGAGAAGAAGUUAGAUGAUAACAAAAAUGAAUUAGAGAAAAAAAUAAAAGAGAUAAAAAAGAAUGCAGAGAAUAAGGAAGAGAAAUCUAAGGAAAAAGUAGAAACAGGUAAAAAAGAAGAAAAAGAAAAAAAGGAUAAAGUUUCUGAAGAUAAGAAAAAGGAAAUUAAAGAUUUAGAAAAGAAAACUAAAGAAAAAGAAGAGAAACUUGAGAAAGAAUCUAAGGAUAAAAAAAAAGAUGAUAAAUCAUUAAAAAAUGUAAAGUAUGAAACUGAAGAUAUUAAACCUGCCAAUAAGGCAGAUCCUGAAAAUAUUUGGGCUUCUAUUUUUGGUGGUUCUAAUGACAAAGAAUUAGAACCUCCUGAUCAAAAAAGAUUAAAUGGAGAAAAAUCACAAAAAAAAGAAACCCCAUCUGGUGGUGCUAAAAAUGUAAAGAAUAAAGAAGAAGAAAAAAAGAAAGUAAAUGAAGAAAAAAAGAAAGUAAAUGAAGAAAAAAAGAAAGAAGAAGAAAAAAAGAAUAAAGAAGAAGAAAAAAAGAAUAAAGAAGAAGAAAAAAAGAAUAAAGAAGAAGAAAAAAAGAAAGAAGAAGAAAAAAAGAAAGAAGAAGAAAAAAAGAAAGAAGAAGAAAAAAAGAAAGUAAGUGAAGAAAAAAAGAAAGAAGAAGAAAAAAAGAAAGAAAAAGAUGGAAAGAAUAAAGAAGAAGGAGAAAAAAAGAAAGAAAAAGAUGGAAAGAAUAAAGAAGAAGGAGAAAAAAAGAAAGAAAAAGAGUCGACAGAAGCCAAAAAAGCUCUUGAAUCUGUUGUUUUUGAAAAUAAUGAUGAGGGAGUAAAAUCAAUAGCUACUAAAAAAGGCAAGUUAACAGUAAAAAAUGAUAAAAAUUCUGCUUCUAUGGAUGAUCUUCUUUUUGUUCUGAAAAAUAUGCCUGGAAAGGUUAACAUCAAUAAAGAAGGAAAAGAAAUUUAUAUAGAAGGAGAUUUUAUAGCUCCCAAAGAAAAAAAUUUAGAUGAAAUGGGAUACAAGUUUAGUGGUGUCAUAAAAUCUAAAGGAAGUUUAGGUAAAAAAUAA
Messenger RNA from Vairimorpha ceranae, 2418 nucleotides. RefSeq lists its product as hypothetical. The record is from RefSeq and is a predicted model, not a curated record. Lineage: Eukaryota; Fungi; Microsporidia; Nosematidae. Bases 1 to 2418 code for a protein of 805 amino acids. The transcript has a single exon.